Molecule: messenger RNA, 735 nt
Organism: Rotaria sordida
Lineage: Eukaryota; Metazoa; Rotifera; Eurotatoria; Philodinida; Philodinidae
Source: the annotation of a GenBank genome assembly
AUGCCUUCAUGGCAAAAAGCAUAUCGAAAUAAUAUAUCAAAUAUGAUUAAAUCGAACGAUUUCGUUAAAGUUUGGUCAUCAUAUGAUGAUAUAUUUAUAUCAGCUAAUAGCGAUUAUAUGACACCAGCACUUCACAAUAUUUAUAUGUUAAAUAAAACUCAACAGUUACUUGGUCAAAUGCCUAUAUCGCAAGCUACAACGCAAAUAUUUGUUGCUUUUCUUUUCGAACUUCUUUUCAAGCCUUCUAUAGCUGUUCGUAAUCGAGUUGAUUCUAUAUUAAUUAACUCUCGUCAUCGACAUCUUAUUUGUUUGCAUAUUCGUAUUGGUAAAAAUCCAACUAAUCCAUUGGAUGUUGCGUUUACAGCUCGAGAAAAUACAACAAAAUCAAUGAUAGACUUUGUUGAUAAUUAUUUAUUAAACAAAUCUUCAUCACUUAUUUUUGUUACAUCUGAUAGUAGUCAAGCUGUAUCAGAUAUUUUACGUCAUUAUCCAAACUCAUCGAUGUCGAUUGUUGGCCCUAUUUUACAUAUUGAUAGAUUUGAUCGACGAUCACCAACUAUAUGUGAUGGAUUUGUUAAAGUCAUAGCCGAUUUUUAUCUUUUAGGCGAAUGUCAAACAUUACUCUUAUCAACUAGUGGAUUUUCAUCAUGGGCUAAUCUACGAAGAGAAAAUCCGAAUGAAGAAUUGUAUCAUUAUAAUGAAAAAUUAGGAAAAAUAAAAAAGUUAAUUAAUUAA